GAUGGAUGGAUGGACCUACACUGCCUUUUUAUUGUCAAUAUCCUAACUAUCAGAUGAUACUGUAUUAUACUGCACUAAAAUAGUAUUAUUCGAAGGAGAGCUAAAAAGUUAAACGCAGGAAGCUGUUGUUGUUUGCCUCUUCCUUUUCUCACAGAAAACAGCCUCAUUUUGCUCAACUGUAAACAAAAUGUUCCUGUAAUAAUUUGAUUCUUGUGAGCCUCUGCCGUCAUUCAAAGGUCCUAACGUGGAAGCAGUACAUAUUUUUAACACUUCCAAACCCCUUAAACAGCGACCUGUGAAGACUAGUGUUUUGUUUUUGGCUCUCCCGGUGGUUUCGGUUAUGAUGAAUCGAGCACGGAAAGCGAAACUUAAAGUCGGUAUUUAAAGGUGCGCUGAGCAGCACCCUGUCAUUACACAACACCAGGCGACAGGACUGAAGAUAAACCGCACAUCACGACUUGACUGCUCUGAUGAACCAUGGAAAGCCAAAAUAAGCCACAAGUACAGCAAAGACGAGCUCAAGAGAGAGAUGGUGGGGGUGGUAGAGGUAGAGGUGGCAGAAGAGGAGGUGUGGGAGGAGGCCCAGGUGGAGGUGACAGAAGAGGAGGACCAGGUGGAGAAGACAGAAGAAGAGGUGCAGGGGGAGGACCAGGUGGAGGUGACAGAAGAGGAGGUGCAGGAGGUGGACCAGGUGGAAGUGACAGAAGAGGAGGUGCAGGUGGUGGACCAGGUGGAGGUGACAGAAGAGGAGGUGCAAGGGGAGGACCAGGUGGAGGUGACAGAAGAGGUGGUGGCAGACACGGGAAUGAGAGAGGUAGAGGUGAGAGGAGAGGAGACUACAGAGAGAACCACAGGCUAGAUGCAUCAAGGGAAAGAGCUGGAGCAGAAGGUACUCAAAGAGGAGAAAGGAGUGGAGGAUAUUGUCAGAGAGGAAGAGGAGGCCAGGCAAGAGGGAGGAGUAGAGAUGCUACACCUGAGGUACGAAAACUUGGGUACAAAGCACUGGAGGAGCUACUGGAGAAAGAUGCAUCUGUGGUGGCCAUUACUCUCUCCUCUAGUGUGGGUCUGCAGGCUUUGCUGAUGGAAACAAACAUGCGGCAGGACCUCGUACAGCUGCUCUGCCAGGUUCUCUGCAAAGCUUUUCAGUCUAGGCAUGACCGCAGAAUAGUGCUCCAUUUAGCUCAGGUGGUGAAGGACUCUAGCUUCUUCCAAACUGUGCUUCCUCACUAUGUGGCUGGAAUGAUGUCUGAUCAUGUCCCUGCUCGGAGACAGCAGUAUCCACAGCACCUGGACAACAUUAUCAACCUUGUGUCUGGUGUGCUCAGCAUGUUUCCAUCCAGCUCUAUGCAUUCCAUCUCAAUGUUGGUGGCUCUCUUGAAACCAGUGGUCAAUCAGCUGCGAGCUUAUGGCAUAGACUUUCGAUGCACAAUUGAUGAGGAUCUGGAGAAGAUUCAAGGCAUGGUGGAACACCUCCAAGAGAAAGCAAGAGAUGGGACCUUGAGAUCAGACAACUAUACUGUUCUCAUUGGCAAUGAUGAUACUCCCGAAGGGGAGGAAGACUUCAGGACCAUGACCAUUUACCCAACCCCUGAAGAAUUCCGCCAGGACCAGAAACCUUUUCUCCGGGCUAACAUUAUGUCACAAAAUUACCCCAGUGCCCAUAUCUACCUGGAUACACAUUUUAGGCUUCUGAGAGAAGACUUUGUGAGGCCAUUACGUGAAGGUAUUAGGGAAUUACUCCAAAGCCAGCAUGAUGAGAGCCUCAGUGGUGUGCCAAUAAGAAAGAGACGCUUUGAUGAUAUCAGGGUCUACUUUGACACUCGAUUGGUCAUACCUCUCUGCACUCCUACAGGCACUGCCUACAGAGUGCAAUUUGACCCACGGCCCCUUCAGUUUGUUCGUUGGGAGAAUUCCAAGCGGCUGCUGUAUGGGUCCCUAGUCUGCUUGUCUAUGGACCAUUUUGAAACGUUCCUCUUUGCUACGGUAUCUGACCGUGACCCCAAAGAACUGAGAGAGGGCCAGGUGCAGUUGAGUUUCUCUAGAAACAGCCGAGCUCAACUGGCCACCAUCCAGGCCUGUCAUUCCUUCCUGAUGGUUGAGACCACUGCCUAUUUUGAGGCCUACCGCUAUGUCCUGGAGGGGCUUCAGGAACAAGAGGAGGAUGAUCUCCCCUUUCAGAGAUACAUUGUAGAAUGUAACACAGAUGUCCAUCCACCAGCAUACCUUCUGCCGUUUGAGAGAACUUAUGAUCUGGCUUGCAUAGCAGCAGAGGGUCAUAAGGACAGUCUGAAACCAUUUAACCCCCUCACCCCUAUUGCCUGGCCGACUGAAGAGCAACUGGGUCUUGAUGACAGCCAGCUCCAAGCCCUUAAACUGGCCCUCACCAAGGAGCUGGCCAUCAUACAGGGUCCACCCGGGACAGGGAAGACAUAUGUGGGGCUAAAAAUCGCUAAGGCUCUGUUAAAUAACAGUAUGGUGUGGUCAGCUAAUUCUCCUAUGCUGGUGGUCUGUUACACCAACCAUGCUCUAGACCAGUUUCUAGAAGGUAUCCACAGUUUCUUGCAGAAGGGCAUUGUGAGGGUUGGUGGCCGCAGUAACAGUGAGAUCCUGAAGCGUUUCUCUUUGAGGGAGCUGACCAGGAUGUCAAACUUCCGCAGAGAACUGCCAGCACACCUUAAGAAGGCUUAUUUUGAGAUCCAGAGGGAGAUGCAGGAUGCACAGACCCUUAUAAAGAAACAGACAGGUUACCUAGAGUGCAGUCUGCGUGGAGUCAUUAAUGAGCACUUCCUGCAAAAGUACAUGUCUGAUGAGCACUGGCAUACUCUGAAUCUGCAGGCUGAGAUGCUGGGUGGAUUUGCAAAUGUAGGAAAGAAGCAAUCUAUGAUCAUGGAAUGGCUUUGCCUUGGGGUGUUUCAGCAGCAAACUGCCAAAGUUGAAGCAGAGGCAAAUGAUGAGGUGGAAGCAGUAGAGGAUGAGCAGCUGUUGGAAGUGGAUGAAGAGGCAGCUCUGAUUGAGGCUGAAAGAAUCCUGGAGGAUUCAGACCCUAGGGGGCGAGAUAACCAUGAACGCAAGAGGGAGGAGGAGACCAUAGCGGAACUAGCUGAGAUCAUGCUGGCCAUGAACCUAAAUCAGGCUGACGAACAACCUUCACAGGCACAGGCACAGGCACAGACACAAGCACAGGGACAGAGACAAGUUAAUAAUGAUGAGUGGGAGAUGCAACGUCACCAGAAGAAGAAGAUAAAGCAGAUGGCCCAGAAAGAGUUAAAGAAAAGUGAGGUUAUGAGUGAGGAAGAAGAGCAGAAAGUAUGGAAUGUAUGGCAGCUUAACCUAAAAGACAGAUGGAGACUUUACCGCCUCUGGGUGUUGCGGUAUCAUAUUGAACUUCGUAGAAAAGCUCUCCAGGCUGAACAAGUCUAUCAGGAUGCCGCAGAGCGCCUUGCUGAAAUCCGUCGCCGUGAGGAUCUCUGUGUGCUCCAACAUGCCAAAGUCAUUGGCAUGACCACCACAGGGGCAGCCAAAUACCGACAGGUCCUGCAGGAGCUCAAACCAAGGCUGGUGAUUGUGGAGGAGGCAGCUGAAGUGUUGGAGGCCCACACUAUUACCACACUCAGCCGAGACUGCCAUCAUCUCAUUCUGAUUGGAGAUCAUCAACAGCUGAGACCUAGCGCCACAGUGUAUGAACUAGCCAAAAAUUUCAACCUGGAGGUGUCUAUGUUUGAGAGACUUGUCAAAGUGGGAUUUCCUUUUGUCAGACUUAACUACCAGCAUCGUAUGAGACCAGAUAUUGCUUGUCUUUUGACUCCUCAUAUCUACUCUGAGCUGGAGAACCAUGCUUCUGUACUGGAUUAUGAAAACAUCAAGGGAAUUAUUACAAAUAUUUUCUUCAUCGACCACAAGUCCCAUGAGGUGGAAAUCAAGGAUGGACGGAGUCAUCAGAACCUUCACGAAGCACAUUUUGUGGUGGAACUCUGUCGAUACUUGUUGCGUCAGGAUUACGAGCCCUCUCGUAUUACCAUCCUCACCACCUACACUGGACAGCUCUACUGUUUACGCAAGCUCAUGCCCUCAGCUGAAUUUGCAGGGGUCAAAGUGCAUGUUGUUGAUAAGUAUCAAGGUGAAGAAAAUGACAUUGUCAUAUUGUCAUUGGUGCGCAGUAAUUCGGAGGGCAGGGUUGGGUUCUUGCAAAUACCAAAUCGUGUUUGCGUAGCACUUUCUCGUGCCAAGAAGGGACUAUACUGUCUUGGAAACAUGGAUAUGUUUAGCAAGGUGAAGCUGUGGAGUAACAUACUUCACACCCUGAGGGAGAAAGGUCAAGUAGGACAGUUUUUGACACUGAGCUGUCAGAAUCAUCCAGAAACACGAACCCUGGUGUCUUCUUCAAAGGACUUUACAAAGGUCCCCGAAGGUGGGUGCAACAAGCCCUGUGAGUACCGCUUGGACUGUGGCCAUGUGUGCAUUCGCAUGUGCCACCCUUAUGAUGCUGACCACAAGAAAUAUAAAUGUGCCAAGGACUGCCCCAAAGUGCUGUGUGAGCUUGGGCAUAAAUGUCCUAGACGGUGCUAUCAGAAGUGUGGUAAAUGUGAGGUACAUGUAGAGAAAGUUGUUCCAAAAUGCCAGCACAAGCAGAAAAUGCCCUGUCAUCAGGAUCCAGAAGAAUUUGUCUGCAAGGAGCCAUGUCAGAAAAAUCUGAGAUGUGGACACCAAUGCCAGGCAAGCUGUGGUGAGCCAUGCACUGUCAAUUGUAAUGUACCAGUUCCUAUGAAGUUAAAAUGUGGACAUUCCCAGGAAGAACCAUGCCACUUCUCAAGGGACCUUCAAAAUCAGCCAGCAUGCAAGACCCCAUGUGAGACAGUCCUGAAAUGUGGACAUUCUUGCUCAGGGACUUGCCAUAAAUGCCACCAGGGUCGCCUCCACAAAGCUUGUAGACAUGAAUGCAAGCAUGUCCUUCCCUGCUCACACAAAUGCUGUGUGCCGUGCCCAAGAAACUGCCCACCAUGUACCCGCCCUUGUCAAAAUCGUUGUGUUCACAGUGUGUGCAUGAGGAAAUGUGGACAGCCUUGUGCCCCUUGCAUGGAACCCUGUGAGUGGCAGUGUCCACACCAGCGUUGUAGCAAACUCUGCCAUGAGCCAUGUGACCGUCCACCAUGUUUAAAGAAAUGUGACAAGGUCUUGCCCUGUGGACAUCCCUGUAUAGGUCUUUGUGGAGACCCUUGCCCAAAUAAGUGCCGCAUAUGCCAUCAUGACGAAGUGAUUGAGAUCUUCUUUGGUAAUGAAGAUGAGCCAGAUGCUUGCUUCAUACAACUAGAGGACUGCAAGCAUGUAAUUGAGUCUACUGGCAUGGACCGAUACAUGGGCAUGGAUGAGGAUGAGGGAGCUGAUCUAGAUCAGCGUGCUAUCCGGCUGAAGGAGUGUCCCAGGUGUCGAACCCCCAUUCGUAGGAAUGUGCGCUAUGGUGCCCAUAUCAACCGCAGCCUGGCAGAAAUUGAGAAGGUCAAGGAACAGAUCAAUGGUCAGCAGUCUGACAUUCAGAAUAAGCAAAAGGAACUCCAGUUGCUUCUGGAGAGGAAGGACAACUUUAAGGAGCAGCUUCCUGUACAGCACUUAAGGAUCACUGAGAGGCUUCAGAAGUCUGACUUAUCUCUUCUAGACCUCUGGCACCAGGAAAACUUGAUAACAUUCCUGGAGAGCCUUGGGAAGCUAAUAAAGAUGCAAAAAAAUCACAUGUCUUCAGUCAUCGGUGAUUUAUUUUCACUGCGCAUAAGGGAAUUCCUCAAUUUCCUGUGUGAUACAUUCCAGAGAUUCUCCGAUCAGCAGAUGGACGAUCUAGAACGUGAAAUGAAGAGGCUUUUCUACCUAGCUGAUCUCAAUGUCCGUUGCAGUAUGGCCACGUAUACUGUGCUGGAUGUAAAAGUCAAUGCAGAGGUGAGACAGGCAAGACAGAUCCUGGAGGACACACGGCCAUUCACUGAAAAUGAUGAAGAUAAAGUGAAGGAGAUUUUUAAAGAGCUGGAAAAUAAGCUUCCACGCUCUGGCCUGGGUAUCACUGAUGAAGAAAGGGUGAUGAUUGUUAAAGCCAUGGCUCUCCCACAGGGACACUGGUAUAAGUGUCCUAAUGGGCAUGUGUAUGCUAUCGGAGAUUGUGGAGGUGCCAUGGAACGUCGCCAAUGUCCUGAAUGCAAUGCUACUAUUGGUGGAACCAACCAUACCCUCACUGAGGGUAAUGCUGUAGCUGGAGAAAUGGAUGGAGCACAACAUGCUGCUUGGUCAAAUGAUGCAAAUUUGAUACGUUUUAACCCAAGGGACAUUUAAAAUGUUUUGUCCUCCUUGCAGUGAUAAUGAAUUGCAUGCUAUUUUAUGUAUGUAAACAAAAUUCUGUAUUCUUUUAAAGGCAAUUUUAAAACGGCUCCUUAUCUAAAAGUCAAGUAUAUACACACAUCUAACAAAAUAAUGCACCUUUUUAACCAUUUAAAAAAAUAAAUAAAAUAAAUAUAUAUACAAUCCUAUUACUGUAGAUCAAAAAACUGUUCUAAUGAAGUAAUUGCUGAGGUAUAGCACAGAUAUUACGUGUUUUUUUUUAUACCAGUAGGGGGCAGGAGUGUACUGAUGAAAGUAACUCUCCAGGCUGAAAGAUAGACAAAUGAAAUUAGUUGCAUUACUUGCAUAUAUGUUGAUGCCUGUGUGUGUGUGUGUGUGUGUGUGUGUGUGUGUGUGUGUGUGUGUGUAUGUAUGUGUGUGUGUGUGUGUAUUUGUGAGUGUUUGAGCCUGUGUAAUCAUUCUCCUAUUUUUUGUAAAUGUUUGUGACAUUACUAAUAUUACUCCUCCACUUAUUCAUACUAUCAGUGCUGUAAACUAUGUGCAGAGACCUGACGUGCAUAUAUUGGCUUUUUGAGCCUCACAGAUUUACUAUAUCAUAAAAUGGCAAGACAAGGUCAGCAAAUUUAUCUUACCCUCUGAGAAAACAUUGCAGCACUUCCAUUUAACCUGCUUUGUGAAAGCGUGUAUCAGUUUAUUACAUGAUGAAUGUAGCCUUCUCACAGCAUGAACUCAAACUUUGCUCUUUUCAGGCAAAAACAACAACAACCCUGCAAGGGCAGGAAAAAGGGUUGUGUCAGAAAAUGAGGAAAUAGCAAGCCUACAAAUGGAUUUUUGUCAAUGUUUAUGGCAAGUGUUUUUAGAGGCAGGUCAGAGGAGAGAGUAAAAAAAAAAACCCUCAAAAGAAACUAUAAUAUCCUUAUGGUCGUUCUCCCAUCGAUCAAGUUUCUUUUUGGGAAAACUUCUUCUGCUUAAUAUAGAAUCUGUUUGAGAAGGGAUUCAUUGGGUCGGGGUUGGGGAUGGAUGGAGGGGUAGGGGAUCAUAGAUUUGAUUAUAGAUGUGACCAUAGAUUUUGGUGGUGUAGGACAACAUUAUUAACAACAUAGCCUCAAUUAAAAUUAAGUUGAGAGACUUUCAUAUUUGACUUAUGCUACUGGCUACUAGCGAUCUAGUGAAAAUCAUGUAUUUCUUUUUGUAAAUCUCAUCAUAGGCAGUUGAACAUCAACAGCAUAGAGUCAUUUAGCAUACAGUCUAGCAGCUCGCUUGGAGAGGUUUCACACACAAACUUUUGUUCAACUGUGUUCAAGAUAAUAUCAUUAAUUAGAGUUGACAGUUUUCAGGCUAAAUUUCUACGCCAACUACAUCUCAAAACCACACAAAAGACCUGAAACUAUCCCCCCCAAAAAAACUGGGCAUUAAAAAAAGUGAGACAUUUUCACACAUUUGUGAUGAAUGGACAGUACCCCUCUCCAAAUCUUUGCAAUAUACCUUGCAAUGGAAAUGGUUCUGUAUAUCUGUAUCAUAGACACACUGUCUGCACUAACACUUUGCCUUUUUGUAGAAAUUUAUUCAUUUAAUUUGGAUUACUUGCUAUUAAAAAACACCUCUUCAUUAACCGUCUGUCUGCUGGUUAUACCCUGAGCAUGGGACAGCAUGAUUCCUGCCCCAAUGGUCCUCUAUUAGCACUUGUUGCAGUUCCAAUUAUUGACCACUAGGUGGAAUAAUACCACAGCUAUGUGGGGCAGUGAGUGCUGCCCCAUAAUUGCGCAAUAUCUAGUAAGGCAAGUAAAUCAGUGGAAUAUUUGUUGAUACUUGUCAAAUAGAAACAUUUGAAAAAAUAUCAUUGGUCAUUCAAAAGUGGUAAUUAGUAUGUUAAUUGAAUUUAAAACAUAUGGAGUUGUAAAUGAGGACUUUAUGUAGAUUAACAUUUGUUGAAUUGCCCAUAUAAAAGGUAAGGUUCUGCUCCGUUUCCUCUAUGAAUGACUCUCCACUGCUCUUAUUUUUAUUUUAAUACAAGCAAAAUAGAUUAUGAAAUAGGUGAAAAUGAUGAUCCUACUAAUAAUGAAUCGUUCUCUGUUAAUGCCACCGAUUACAUUUGGAGUUCAGAGAAUUUUAACGCAUUAGCUAUAAAUUUGAGUGUUAUUACAGCACUAGGUGACAGAUUUUUACUACUGAAAUAUAUUAUUACAUACAACAUACAAUAAAAAGAUUUAUCUUAAAUGAAAUGGUUUAUUGAAAUCACCAUUGGAACAGGCAUGUGAGUCUUAACAACAAGGACCUGCUGCAGAGAAAAUACAUAUGAAAUUACGAACCUUUCAAAAGCUGAGCUGCUGCAGUGAACUGAAAUUUAUAAUGUUAAGAUGAAUAACACAACAUUUUUCUCAGUGGGAGCAUCUGUAGCCUGCAGGUGGAUCUGCAGAAUGGCAUCUGGAGCAGUGGCCUUAGCUGCAUUUAUCAGGGCUGCCAGGCUGCUAGGACAGAACUGAUUAAAAUUUCAUCAGCCCUGGUGGUGACUGCUUCUGUGCAUUCAUGAAAUAAUAUGCAUGUGCAUGUAUAAAUAUAGAUCUGCUACUGUUAUAACUUUCUGAGAAAAUCCCUAAGAUGGAUUUGCUUAAACACAGGCAUAAUAAAGGGAAAUGCAUUCUGUA
Molecule: messenger RNA, 8963 nt
Organism: Ictalurus furcatus (blue catfish)
Lineage: Eukaryota; Metazoa; Chordata; Actinopteri; Siluriformes; Ictaluridae
Gene: znfx1
Product: zinc finger, NFX1-type containing 1
Exons: 15
Coding region: 478-6312 (1944 amino acids)
Biological process (GO): regulatory ncRNA-mediated heterochromatin formation
Cellular component (GO): nuclear RNA-directed RNA polymerase complex; nucleus
Molecular function (GO): helicase activity; zinc ion binding
Source: RefSeq, a predicted model, not a curated record